Messenger RNA from Salvelinus namaycush (lake trout), 618 nucleotides. RefSeq names its product trace amine-associated receptor 5-like. The record is from RefSeq and is a predicted model, not a curated record. Lineage: Eukaryota; Metazoa; Chordata; Actinopteri; Salmoniformes; Salmonidae. Gene Ontology annotation, molecular function: trace-amine receptor activity. The coding region runs from base 1 to 618 and encodes 205 amino acids. Gene Ontology annotation, biological process: G protein-coupled receptor signaling pathway. Gene Ontology annotation, cellular component: membrane. The transcript has 3 exons.
AUGUGGAGUGCUGACAUGUCUCCUGAUGCUCAGCUCCACACUCCAACCAACCUGCUCAUCCUCUCUCUGUCUGUGUCAGAUCUCCUGGUGGGAUUGAUUGUGAUACCAGUAACGACUGUAGCAUUAAUGGAACCAUGCUGGGUUUUUGGGAAAUAUUUCUGUGUGUUUUAUUUCUACAUCACUUGUUUAUGUACUUCUUUAUCUCUGGGCAGUUUGGUCUUGAUAUCUAUUGAUCGCUAUGUUGCUGUGUGUGAUCCCUUAUUGUACCACUCUAAAAUAACAAUAACAAGAAUGAUGUGUUCUGCCAGAUCACAGGCCAGAAAGGUAUUUUCAAAAGAGGCUGUCAGUGUGUCUGGUGUUAAAACUGUACAGGCAAAUAAGUCUGAGAGAAAAGCAACAAAAACUCUGUCUAUUGUUGUUUUCACCUAUCUAAGUUGUUGGAUUCCAAUUCAAUUUUAUUUAUUUUUUCUUUUAAUUGACAAUGUAUCAUUAUUUAUCAUCAGCUUUCUUCCACUAGUUAAUUCCUUAAUUAAUCCAAUCAUUUAUGCUUUCUUUUAUCCAUGGUUCAAAGUGACAGCUAAACAUAUUUUAACUCGGGUGAAGUUAAGGCGUUCAUAG